Messenger RNA from Durusdinium trenchii, 641 nucleotides. The record is from the annotation of a GenBank genome assembly. NCBI's taxonomy places the organism in Eukaryota, Dinophyceae, Suessiales, Symbiodiniaceae.
GCAAUCUCCAAGGUGCCUGCAGCAGGCUGGGGACAGAUCUUGGCCUACAUGGCAUUCUGCGAGGUUUCCCAGGAUCAGUCUCCAGGCACACCUGCUGCCGCUGGAGACUUUGGCUUCAAGGUCUUGACUUCCUCUGAUCCCGCAGAGAAGACUAAGAAAUUGUCCGCGGAACUUGCCAACGGAAGACUUGCAAUGAUGGCGAUCAUCGGCAUGUUCUUUCAGGAUGGACUUACUGGCAGUGCUUGGGGUGACUGGGCCAACUACACUGCAUCUCCAUUGCGAGCCUUCGAGAAUGAGUUGGGUGUGCAGGAGCCGGUGGGAUUCUGGGAUCCCGCAGGAUUUACCGCGGACGGCAGCGUUGAGAACUUCAAGCGACGUCGUCAGACAGAGCUUAAGCACGGAAGGAUCUCCAUGCUUGCAACAAUGGGCUACAUCACCCCGGAGAUCACUGGAAAGUUGCCGGGCUACUUGUCGCCAUCUGCGGGAUUGAAAUUUGCCGAUGUGCCGAAUGGACUUGCGGCAAUCUCCAAGGUGCCUGCAGCAGGCUGGGGACAGAUCUUGGCCUACAUGGCAUUCUGCGAGGUUUCCCAGGAUCAGUCUCCAGGCACACCUGCUGCCGCUGGAGACUUUGGCUUCAAGGU